Molecule: messenger RNA, 459 nt
Organism: Microthlaspi erraticum
Lineage: Eukaryota; Viridiplantae; Streptophyta; Magnoliopsida; Brassicales; Brassicaceae
Source: the annotation of a GenBank genome assembly
AUGGCACAUUCUCUGAGCUUAAUCUCCACAAACCUGAACACUUCACUCCUUAAUCAUCACCAAUGGCAGAGCUUUGCCCCAUCUAAAUCCAACAUUAGGAGAUUCACAAGAAACAUCAGAGCCGUGCAAGAAACCCAAGGACCAAGAAGACUAAUCGACAUCAUAAGAACAGUUCCUGAAAUCUCCAGAGACUACUUCAAAAAGCCAUCAAGAAGAACCCUUUUCGGAGGAAUCUCGCUGCUAGGCGGCUUCUACGUGGCUCAGACCAUCUCUCUCUCGUUCGGAGCUUUGGGAGUGAACGACGUCAUCGCCGCCGUUCUAUGCGUUCUCUUGACAGAGUAUGUCACGAGAUUCUACUACAGCCGCACCACGGUUACGUUCCCUAUCGCUCUACUAAAUAACUUCAAGAUGGGUUUCACUUAUGGCCUCUUCAUUGAUGCCUUCAAGCUCGCUAGCUAA